AUGCAGUCCAAGCGUCUCAAUGCAGAAGCAAAGAAAUUGGAGAGAGAUGCCAAAAAGUUGUCAAAGAGAAUUGUUUACGAAAUCAGUAGAGGAAAUCAGGAGGGAGCUCAUAUUUAUUGCGAUCAAGUUGUACAGAUGAGACACCAGCAGCGAAAAUUAAUAUUCAUGGCAUGCAAGCUGGAAGUCGCUGCCUCGGAUAUGAGAAUGAUGGUUUCUAUGGGCGAUGUUUCAACGAUGCUGGGCAAGGCUUGCUCUGUUUUGAAAAAUCUGAGUUCCAUUCAAGACCCUGUACAAGUAUAUGCCGUGUUUUCGGACUUCAACAAGCUGAUGGAGAAUCAUCAGAGCACUUUAAUUCAAUCCAUGGGUCCAUUGGACUCAGUGGAAGCGGAGGAGGCGUCCAAUGAGCUGUUCGAGAAGGCGCAGAUGGAGUACGCUGCGAACCAGCAAGUGAAGGACGCUCCACUCAAUAAUCCGGAGCAGGUGCCGGACCAGGAGGCAGAGACCUUGGUAAAGAGUUUAGCUAGCAGACUUGCAGAGUUGUAUUUUGUUUGUUUCAUGAAUCCAAAAAUCGGUUCUAUUUUUGCCAACUGA
Messenger RNA from Blastocystis hominis, 591 nucleotides. RefSeq lists its product as hypothetical. The transcript has 6 exons. Gene Ontology annotation, biological process: endosome transport via multivesicular body sorting pathway; protein transport; late endosome to vacuole transport. The coding region runs from base 1 to 591 and encodes 196 amino acids. The record is from RefSeq and is a predicted model, not a curated record. Lineage: Eukaryota; Bigyra; Opalinata; Blastocystidae. Gene Ontology annotation, cellular component: ESCRT III complex; multivesicular body.